GUCGAGCGGGGCAGCGGGGGAGGGGGGGGAUCUGGGUUCCGGGGAGGCUACACAUAUGCAGCGGGAGGAUGCCAGAGGUCAGUUUGACGACAGCGAAGAUGAGGCGACACCACGUCCGCCGUUUUCCCCGUCGAGGGAAAGAGAUAGGUCCGUGCUGUCCAUACCUGGGGUCCGGCAACAGACCGCAACGGAUCCCGGAGUAGAGGGAGUCCUGUGUGGGUCUGACUUGGAGCCCACCGAGGGCCAUGGUGCGGAAGGCGAGGCCGUGGGCGGGGAGGGAGUGCAGGGCACUCCCCAAAAAAGGAGGGGAGAAUGUCAAGAAGAGUUGGUGGGCUCUUCGAAGAAACAGAAGACCAAGACCCCGAGGACCGCGGGAGAGAAACGAAAGGGGAGGGGGGUGGAAGAGGGCCACCCGGGUAGCAAACGUUUAACUUCGAAACACAAACAGCCUGAGUCGGGACCUUUUUCACCACGGCCUGCCAUCGACGUGGACGCCGGGUACUUCCUGAAGUACAAAGACGGCGUCAGGACAAGGCGGGAGUUUGAGAUCAGCCCGGCUCAGAUCGUUGACAUAAGGGAGUGGGAGGAUCUUUACAACCAGCGGUCGUUAGAUCCCGUCCUCGUGGAAACGAUAAGGGAAGCAAUGCGGUCUGCGUUCGAAAAUAAAGAACAGACGUACGAGUUGCCGGUCUUCAAGCUCGCACCACUGGGGCUUCAAAAACCAACUCCUGGGACCAAGGCACAACGUUUGAAGCCAGAGGAGCAGAAGGAUGAGCUGGCGGGAGAAUACUACUACUACGCGGUGUGUGGGCAGCAGAACGCGGCUGCAGCCAGGUCGCUGCUCGGCAGUGAGGUGGCCAAGAAGUACAAUUUCGAGCGGUGGCCGGCACGGAUGGUGUACUUUUUCGACGAUGACUUCGAAGGGUAUUUUCUUGUUAGUUCACAGGACAACAAGAAGGACCUGAAGGCGCCUUCCAGACAGUUGAAACUUUCUAUGAAAGACAUUCGAUGGCAGUGGAAGCAUGACGGCUGCCCGAGAGUUGUGAUGGGGAACCCUAGCGGGAAACAAGAUCAGGUCCGGGCUUGGCGUAAGUUUUGUACAACGACGCUCCAUAAGGCGCCUCAAAACAGCUUGUGGCUUCUCGCGGAUCAAAAGGAAGAGGAGGCCACUAAGAAGCAAAAUGCUGCCCUGCGUUCUUACUUACCUCUGGCGAUGGCCGGGGAAAAUGUCUGGAAACUGGGCGUGGAAUUUUUCGAAAAAUGGGAGACGGGCAGAUUGUUGAGCCACGAUGGGGCGAAGUGGACCGUCAAAGAGAAGAAGGUCAAAAACGGCAGCGUCUACGGGGAUAUGGAACGGAAUUCGACCCAAUUCGUGGGUCUUCUUGAUUUUCUUGGCAAGAAGGGAGAGGGUGUCGUGUUCCUUGGGAAACCGCACGCGCGAAGCGUCUGGGAGCUUCUGAAGGCCGGCCGGCACGUUGUCGCAAUGGAAGGGAACUCCGACCUCUUGCAAUUCACGAUGCAGGUGGUGAAAAGCGAGGUCAAUUCGAGUGGGCACAAUUGUGAGUUCAUGGUCGUGCGGCCAACACGGGAUAAGGUGUGGAGCAAGAAGACGGAUAUGUGGUUCAAGUUGAGCGAGAGGAAGAGGAACAAGAUAUACGAUUUCUUGUUCCUUCAAACGCGUCUGAGGAGGGACACUGACGCCGAGUACAUCCGCCGGAAGGACCACAUGUUGGCACUGUUCGACAACUACCACUUCGCCUCCCGCAUCAACGCGAAGACGUUUAUCGAAAGUCUGCAGUCGCUGUACUUCAUGGAGUCCGAGGAGCAGUUGAAGUUAGCCAGUUACGCUUCCCUGAUCUCCACUGACGCCGAGGAAGCCAUAGGUGUGGAGUUUGUCGCCAGCGCGAAGGAGGAGGAGAGCGACACGGAGAGCAUCGACCUGCAGUACGACCCGCCUCCGGCGGACCACGGCCGAGGGUCCUCGUCGGCCGGUCCAUCACCAAGCGUUGCAGCCCUCGUGUCACCAUUGGCCAAAGCGGCGUCGGGCACCACGCCGAUGAAGUUGCUGGAGAGACUUAGAGCUUUGGCCGCCCCCCUGCCCGCUUUGCGUCCCGGGUCCGUUGUCCCGCCCGAUCAUCCGUAUUGGAAGGAUGACAACAUCCACUUCCUGCUUGAACCGCAACGUCAUUCACCUGAGCAGGACAGGGGCCAUGACAUGGUUUGGCAUCCGGGAGUAAUCCAGCCAGCGAUACGAAAUGGCGAGUGGGUCAUGGCCGUGGCAAUCCCGGGCGAGGGAUGGGUGUCAUUCCCACGCGACAUUGCGGCGCGGGACGGAGACGCCGGAAAGGUGUCGCCUGAGCGGGAGCGACGGCCGCAAGGAUUGCAGCAGGAGGCUGCAAGUGCAGGGUCCGGUGACACGGAGACCACGAAGUCCGCCGAGAUCCGAACUUCUUCGGGCGGGGUUUGUCGGCCAGGGAUUGUCGUGCCGUUGAGAGGGGCAGCGUGCACGGGGACGGAAGGGCGGUCCUCGCGAUUCGGCACGGGUACCGCGGAAGGGGACGAGUUUCGUGGGAGGGAAGUAGGGGAGGAAAUGGAGGAACAGAAGGGAGCGCAAGAAGGGAAGGAAGAAGGGGAAGAAGAGGUGGAAGGGGAGGAAGCGGGAGAAACGGAGCUAAUUGAUUUGUUUGAAGGAAGGGAGGGUGCCGGGUCUGGAGAAGACGAAGUGGAACACAGUGAGGACGAUGCCAGAUCUGGAGAGUCGUCUGACGAGUUUGGACAACUGUACGGAGAGCAUCACGAGGAUGAUGUCGAUGACGAUGCCACGACAAUAGAGAUGGAGACACAAGUGGUCAGCAGCCUUUGCGCAGAGCCUGAAGAUUAUGCGGUCUGGCCACUGACGUCUACUGUCGACUUGCAGCACCGGUUCGACGAGGCUUCUGUCGCUAUCAGCCCGUCUGAAAAAAGUCGACGUAUAAGCAUCGACGAAGUUAUCGACGGUAUCCUUGGCGACCACAACGUGUCUGCCCGUCCGUCCGCAACUGCCAACGUCGCAUCUUUCGUGGCAGCUGCCCUCGCUUCGUCGCCGCCGAAGUCUCUGGUGCUGCAGGCCACCCUUGCCACCGAAGGGGAAGGCGAGUGCGGUGGAGGACAACAUGUGACGUCCCCAAAAAAAUCGAGGUUCGGCGGUCAGGUUCUCGACGUGCUCGCUUUGUCUGCACCAAAUUCACCAUCGAAGGAGCGGAGAGAGAAACAGACUGGUAAGCCGUGAAGAACGCCUGCGCAUACGGAUGUCGCCGGAUUACAGUCCGCGCUAUACACACGACGACU
Molecule: messenger RNA, 3327 nt
Organism: Chara braunii
Lineage: Eukaryota; Viridiplantae; Streptophyta; Charophyceae; Charales; Characeae
Source: the annotation of a GenBank genome assembly